Molecule: messenger RNA, 1166 nt
Organism: Coprinopsis cinerea okayama7#130
Lineage: Eukaryota; Fungi; Basidiomycota; Agaricomycetes; Agaricales; Psathyrellaceae
Product: aryl-alcohol dehydrogenase
Exons: 13
Coding region: 75-1166 (363 amino acids)
Source: RefSeq, a predicted model, not a curated record
GUGACCCCCAACUUGUUGGCCAACCGAUUCACUCUCUGUCCUUCGAAUUAACAAAGGCUUAUUAACAUUGCGACAUGGCUUCGGACGCACAGAAGACCAAGAUGCCUUAUGUUAGGCUUGGAAAUUCGGGUCUGAAAGUCUCCAAGAUCAUCCUUGGAACUAUGUCGUACGGCGAUCCAAACUGGCAGGGAUGGGUACUCGACGAAGAGGAAUCAUUGAAGCAUAUCAAAGCUGCAUACGAUGCGGGGAUUAACGCAUUCGAUACUGCCAAUACCUAUUCGAACGGUGCAUCCGAAGAAAUCCUCGGCAAGGCGAUCAAGAAGUUCAAUCUUCCUCGAGACGAGAUUGUCGUUCUCACCAAGGUCUACUUCGCGGUUGGAAAUAAACCAGGAGACUUUUUCCUGGCUGGAGACGGCGCUGACGAAAAGGGGUAUAUCAACCAGCACGGAUUGAGCAGGAAGCACAUCUUCGACUCUGUGAAGAAAUCCUUGGAACGCCUCCAGCUUGACUAUAUCGAUGUUCUGCAAUGUCACCGCUUUGACUACAACACCCCGAUCGAAGAGACUAUGCAAGCUCUCCACGACGUCGUUAAAGCUGGAUAUGUUCGUUAUAUCGGAAUGUCGUCUUGUUGGGCGUGGCAAUUCCACGCUAUGCAAAACUACGCCAUCAACAACAACCUCACGCCCUUCAUCUCGAUGCCAAACCACUACAACCUUCUGUAUCGUGAAGAAGAGCGCGAGAUGUUCCCUACCCUAAAGUAUCUCGGCGUUGGCGCAAUCCCAUGGUCGCCUCUUGCGCGCGGACUGCUCACUAGGCCUCUGAAUGCCCAAUCGACAAGAGCUGGAAUCGACAGGAUGUUGAAGGGAUACAACGUUGGCGAAGGAGGCCAGAAGAUCAUCUCUGCAAACGAGGACUUAGCAUGGCUCAGGUUGCUCUCGCAUGGAUGCUUUCAAAGCCAGGCUCGUCCCUCUCAUUCAUUGCCUUGUACCGACUGGAUCUCAUUGACCAUUGUCUUGCUUCCAGGUGUCACCGCUCCUAUUGUCGGCACUACCUCGCUCGAUAACCUGCGGGAGCUAUUGGAUGCUGUCCAUGUCGCACUCACAGAAGAGGAAAUCAAAGAGCUGGAGGAACCAUACGAGACUCAGAAUGCGUUCGGGCACUUCUAG